AUGGAGUUGAAGGUAACACGCCGACGACCCCCACAAAUGGGGGUCCACUCGCCUAAGGCGCUGAGCAUCAGCGGCAACAACAGCAACACUAACAGUGCCAAUUGCGCCCGAAACUUUUCGCCAGUACCAGGGGGGGGCAUCCACCCCAGCGCCACAAACAACAGCAGCAGCAUUGCCGCCAACAGCGGUGGCAGAGGAGCUGCCAAGUCGCGCCCACUACCGGUUUCGCGCAGCGACAGUUUGUUGAAGCCAACCGCCGCACGUGGGACACUGGCGAUGGCAUCCGGCACGCGCAUCCGCCGGCGACCACCAUCGGCGCAGGGACGCGUCGCCUCACCACUGCUUACCCGCCCCGGCGUAGCGAGCCUCAAGAAGGAGAUCAUCGAGCACCGCACCGACCCUUCGCCGGCACCGUCACGGCCGCCGCGGGCGGUGAAGCGCUAUUCGCUCGCCGUGUCGCCGCCGAUUCUGACUCUGAACCCAGCGCCACCACCGCGUGGUGUGCCGGAGGCACCACGCAUGACGAGUGCGUUCCACUCAGGUGGAGACAGAGGUGGNGGGCGGCGCACGUCGACGCUGCGACGGCCGCCGCAGGACACCAAGAAGAAUUCUAUCACCGGUGACAGCAACAGCGCCGCGGCGCCAAGUUCCCCGUCCGCGGCAACGCUCGGAAUUGGGCGGCGCAAUAUUGUGCUCGAUGCGAAGCAGAGUCUCUGCCCACGGUCGGGUGGGACGAAGCAGACGCUGGAGGCGCUAUCGCCCACGGUCAAAAGCACCCGCUUGGAGGCGGUGCGCUGUUAUAGGAAACUGUGUCACGAGAUUGGACAGGCGCCAGAGGAGGCGUGGAUUGAGGCGGUAUUGGGAGAUUGUGGUAAGGCGGCGCCCAUGAACCCCACGGCGAUGAACAGCACUUUGCCACCAGGAGAAAAGAAGCUGCUGGCGGCGGAAAGCGCCGCUGUUACCUCACCGACGAGUAGCGGUGGCGGCGUUGGGGCUGCGCAUCCCAUAGGUGAACAAGGAGGGAAGCGUGGCAUUGGUAGCAGCAGGCGUUCAAGCCUAAGGACGCGAUCUGUUGGAGAGGCAAAGCGUAGUGGUAGUGCGCAGAAACGCGUCGGCGGCGUUGGUGCCCAGCCAGCCGUUCUAUCAUCCAUUGGGGGCAUGGUACGCGAGCGCUCCCCCAGCGACACCUACCUGGAGCACAUGGUGUUAUACUGCCAGCACCUUCAGCCGUAUCGCCAAAAGAUGGAGGCAUUGAAGAAGCGGAGAGAGGAGGUUCAAAACGCCUUGGAACGCUUCUUGGGGCUGUGCCGGAACAACCAACAACAGGGCAACUACGGUGGUUCAAAACUCUUCGCCAUGACGGCUCUGGAGUCUCAGGCCAAAUCUUUGACAGAUGGCCUGAGAGAUCUUCAACGAUGCAAUGUGGCGCUGCUGCUGCGCCUAGCUGAGUACUCCCGGGAGGUUCGGCGACCGUUGGGGUCGGCGAGUUAUGUUGCGGAAACAGGUUCAAACGAACUUCGACAACAGGUACCACAGCCAGCAUCAGUGUCUCUUCAAGCCUCUACUACCUCGCCAAUUGCCCGGCCACAGAGUGCACCACUUGGACAGCGGCCUCUGACGCCGUUGGGGCAGCUCAACGGAAAUACCACUGCAGCAUCUCUAUUUGUCGUGCCAUCGUCAACGGAGCCCCCCAUAGGCUAUGCAAACUUUCUGCGUGCGGAGGAGCACCGUAUUGUACAGCAACUAACGGAAGUCUGCCAGCUCGUUCGCGAUGCCCUGUUGAAGGGGGUGACCGUGGCGAUUGCCGACGAUUCCAUGCUGAGCACUCCGUUGUUUCUUCCAUCAGGAGCGUUCAAUCACUUCGCAGGUGCAGAAGGUGACAGGCCGAAGCAGCAGCAAUCAGCAGGAGAUUCUGGUCAACGAUUUGAUCGCAGCAGUGCAGCAGGCUCUGCGGCAAGCAGUUCGGCUUUCUCGCCCUUUGAGAGUACCGGGAAUUUGCGCACGUACACCACACGGAGCACAGGUAGCCCCGUGAGCUCUGACCACCGAGCAGGAAAGGGGGUUCGGAGCGGGGCGGUGGCGGAUGAUCACAACAGUGCGCCCUCAACGGACCACUUUAAUAGGGAUGAAAUCGAUGACCACUCCCCUUUCGUUGGUGUCGCGCUGAUGGGGUGGACCACGACGACGACUGAUGACAACAACAACAACUCCAAUGCAUUCCUCAGGCACAACACCGGUACCCCGCAGCUUGUGCUGGGUGGAGGCAGGCGGUGCUUCUCGCUGUACCCUGCCGCCCCGAAGCCUGNAAGUGGCAGCGGUCAGUUCGCCAGAAGCAAAUCCGCCGGCUCCUCUACGAUUCAUAAGAAGAAAACGACCGCGAAGAUAGCAACAGCAACAUCUUCCUCAGCCACUACUCCAGUGAAUGCAACAGCAAAUGCAACUCGGCGACAGAAGAGCAAGGCAUCAUCAAAGGUGAGCGGCGCUUCGGGUGUCACUGACGUUAUCGCUGCAGCGCAGAUCCGAGAGGCGGAGGGGGCGUGGGAAACCAUCAAGGGCCUCAUGGCCCCAUUAUCCGAGCGGCAGUCGGUGCAGGCAGAGACAGAUGACAGCAGUUGCAGUAGGGCGGACUCUCAGAAGCUCGUGUCGACGCAAAACGAGCGUCCGACCACGGCGACACCGCAAAGGCAAUCACCGACGGGAAACACACCAGGGAAGGACUUGGAGUCGCCUAUUCCCUGCUCAAAUGUUCCAAUCGCCUGGGCAGAAGGGGGCCAGAAGCAGCAGGAGCAAAAAUAUGCCGGCACACCCACGGCGCCGCGCAGUGCUUCAUCCGCACUGGCUCUCUACAGGGAGUCUGUGCAGCGAAAGCAGGCGGCCGCCGUGAUUGUUCGCUUCCUGCGCCAUUGUCUGUGGCGUAAGUCGCGCCUGGCCAGAGAGGCAAAGCGAGGACUGCAAGAACAACAACAACAACAACAAGGCCCGCAGGAGAAGCAACAGGGUACAGCAAUUACAACGACGACGGCGACAACGAAGUCGGAGGUGAUGAGGUCACCAUCGCGGGGGGCCCUAAAACUUUUAGAGGUGUCGAAGACACAUGAGGCGAUGGCAGUGCGUAUUGCAUGCUGUUGGCGCCGGUACGCUGCUCGGCAGAAGCUCCGACAUCUGCGAAGAGAGGUUGAGGAAGAGAGGAGGCAGCGGCAGGUGUGGCACUACGAGAACCUCAUGGCGCACCGUCUCCAGCGCCUUUUCGCCAAAGCCACGGCCCGACGAAGGCGUUGCGAAGCCCUCCAGCGGAAAUGUGCCUCCAAGCCAGAGCUUAAUGGCAGCGUCAGCACGUUCACCGACAGCAGCAUAAACACAGAGAACAAAGAACGUCCGUUGACCACGCGGGAGAGGUAUGAGCGUGCGAAGGGAAAACGCCGGGAACUCUUGCGCGUACACCUCGACGGAUACGACUCCGUCUCUGAAGACACAAAGGACACAACGUGCAACCAAGCUGUGACAGCCACAACCAAGUCUGAUAAGCCGCUGCAGCAAAAGCAGGAGCAAGUCUGUGAGGCCUCCGCCAAGGUGCCACCACUGGAUCUCAAAAACAAUCGCCUAUCCACUUUUUUCAUUGAGAACUACCGCCCAGCGACGGAGAACUUUGGGGUAGGUGUGCUGCAUCGUUUGCUGCACGCCCCGAAGGCACUUCUCUACGCGGUGCGUGUGAUGUGCGACGUCUACCCACCAAGGCCGGACUCCGCGCUAGAGGCCCUGGCCACUGCUGAGCGAGGGAGCUCUAAGCUGAGGAGCGUAAGCGCUGAGAAGCACCAGCUGCUGCCACUGCAGCAGCAAGAGGAUGAUGAUGUUGGUGGGGGUGGGGGUGGCGCUGCUGAGGAGGGGCCUUCGCAGGACUGCACCAGCAGCAGCAGCAGCACCGAUGGCCGGGACACAAUGCAGCAGGAAUUGAUGCACUGUAAAAUCGUGCCGUACCGCACACUGCGUCGCUGUCUUCUUUCGCGGAGAAUCGCCAUCAAAAAACGAAGCGUCAGCAUGCCACUCACGUGCCCGCUAUCUGUCCGUGUGGAGAGUUAUGUAGUGGCGAAUGAAGUAUGCCGAGCGGAGCCACUGCAGAAGUCAUUUCAGCGACCUUUUGAGCGUUGGGGCACCGCGCACGCCUUCCAGCGCCGCGCCUUCAGUGCUGCUGCGGUGUACGCAUGGAAACUCAUCUUCAGUCAUACCCCGCACGACGACUACAAGCAGCGGAUGCUCAAAACAAGGGAGGAGCGAGAGGCGCGGCUUGAGCGCGUGGAGCAGCGCAACCGUAUGAUUCUCGCCUGCUACUGCGUCCACUCCGAGCGCGAGUGGCUGAAGGAGGCGUCGAAGGACCUCACCUUCGUUGCCCACAUCUGGAACCCCAAGAACUCCCUCGACCCGAACGAUCCGGACUUUGAGCGGCACUGCCGCGAGACGUACGAAUUCGUGGAGGACUUUCUCUACCAGUGCUUCCCCACCCUCACUAGUCUCGACGAUGUGCCGGCAUUCCUCAUGGGCGCGGGNAUUUUCUUUGUGCUGAAGUCCGUGCUGGAGAACCUAGACGUGGAUGAGACAGCUUCGGACGGCAGCAGCGAGUGGCAACCGCCGACAUGCCCCACUGCGCCGCCGCUUGCCACGCGGCAGCGCCACGCCGUGUACACCUACGAGCUGCUGGACCUCGUUGACUCCCUCACAUUCUGGCGCCACUGCACGCGUGUAGAGAAGGACACCGAGACGGGCCAAGCCGACAUCAGCACCACCCGAAGCGUCAAGAGUAAGGAGAAGGACAACAACGAUGGUGGGGAGGACUGCUCGGACCCGUUAGAGCGAACAACGCGCUCGCUUAUGGCGAUCGGGCAGCUUGCCACGGGCUCGUCGGUGUCACUCACCUCUUUAAUGAACGACGCCCCCGUGGAUGUUACCGACGUGGGCCGCCCACACCUCCGUCUUGUGGUGGGGCCGUCAUUGUCAACAUCCGCCGCAACAUCCCCAACAGCAAAGGCGUCACCAACGGCAAAGCGGCACGGCAACACGGGUGGAGAACUCAAGGGGUGUGCGCCGAUGAGGUUGUUGUGCCCGAAGGGUUAUUUGGUCGGUCUCAGUGAGCGGCUGGCGCGCAGUCUGCUCGGGCUGACGCUCGAUUUGGAGGUCUGUGAGGAUUUGGAUGCCGUGGCGUAG
Trypanosoma grayi is the source of this 5196-nucleotide messenger RNA. RefSeq lists its product as hypothetical. The coding region runs from base 1 to 5196 and encodes 1731 amino acids. The transcript has a single exon. NCBI's taxonomy places the organism in Eukaryota, Euglenozoa, Kinetoplastea, Trypanosomatida, Trypanosomatidae. Gene Ontology annotation, molecular function: protein binding. The record is from RefSeq and is a predicted model, not a curated record.